Molecule: messenger RNA, 714 nt
Organism: Penicillium oxalicum
Lineage: Eukaryota; Fungi; Ascomycota; Eurotiomycetes; Eurotiales; Aspergillaceae
Product: Enolase
Exons: 1
Coding region: 1-714 (237 amino acids)
Biological process (GO): glycolytic process
Cellular component (GO): phosphopyruvate hydratase complex
Molecular function (GO): phosphopyruvate hydratase activity; magnesium ion binding
Source: RefSeq, a predicted model, not a curated record
AUGUCGGAUGCUGGACAUGAAGGGAGAAUCAAGUGUGCCAUCUAUCCGGCUUCAAGUGAAUUCUUCAAGAGUGGUAACUAUGACCUCGGGUUCAAAAACAGCAAAGCGGACAGCCACGCCCCGAAGCAACUGAUGCAUCUGUACAGCACCCUCCUCGAAAAUUGCCCGACUGUUCUUCUUGAAAAUCCAUUUUCGGAGAGCGACUGGGCUAGCUGGACAGAAUUCUGCGAACAGUGUCCCGUUGACUUCGCCGGCGAUGACCCGCUAGUGACAAACAGAACCUAUGUACGGGAGGCCCACGAGAGAAUGGCUUGCAACUCCAUGUUACUCAAGAUCAACCAGGUCGAUACCAUUUCUGAAGCUAUUGAAUCGUCCUUUCCCGUAACGUCUCAUCACUUCGAGGGUACUAAGUUUUGGCAAGGCAAUCUUGCGUACAGCUACGGCUGGAGCGUAUUUAUUUCUCACCGAUCUGGCGAAACCACUGAUGACUUUAUCGCCGAUUUGGUAGUUGAAUUACGGACGGGACACAUCAAGUCUGGGGCACCGUGUCGUGGGGAGCACGUUGCCAAAUACAACCGCUUAUUGGAUAUCGAAGAGCUUCUUGGGGUUCAAGGCGAAGAGGUUGUCUAUGCCGGUGAAAAUUUCCGCUCCGCAUACACACUUAAGCCGUCCUUAUGGAACAAAAUAAAUCACACGAUUUUAAGUUUGUGCUAA